Molecule: messenger RNA, 858 nt
Organism: Drosophila novamexicana
Lineage: Eukaryota; Metazoa; Arthropoda; Insecta; Diptera; Drosophilidae
Product: ubiquitin-conjugating enzyme E2 L5
Exons: 1
Coding region: 265-801 (178 amino acids)
Source: RefSeq, a predicted model, not a curated record
GCCAAGCAUUUUACAACAAAAUUGUUCACAAAUGAAUACUCCAUGACGUGUGUUUGAAUGCUGAGCGAAGGAUAUCUCCUCGUCGGGGACAUUCUCUCGCUUUGUCUAUACUUUCCUGGUCUUGCUUUUCGCCAAAUGAACUCCUAGCCUAGCCUGCCCCAUACACACACACACACACACUCAUAAUAGAACACUGAGAGAAAUACUUUAGACAAAAUUGUACAGCUUGAGUAGAGGCAAAAGUAAACAAAAAUAGGCGCAACCAUGAAUAAAGACGACGCCAUAAUGGAUGGGCCGAAGCGCAUGCAGAACGAGCUGAAGCAGAUGAUGGAGCAAAAGCAGCUCAGCCAGCUGCAGCUGCUGGAGCCCGAGAAGGACAACAUCUACAAGUGGUAUGCACUGCUGAUGCCCAAUACGCCGCCGUACGACAAGGGCGCCUUCAAGCUGGAGAUAGACUUCCCCAAGGAGUAUCCCUUUCGGCCACCCAUUCUUCACAUCAACACGAAGAUCUAUCAUCCCAAUAUCAAUGAGCGCGGCCAGGUCUGCCUGCCCAUACUAGAGGCGGAGCACUGGAAGCCAACGUCGCGCAUCGAGCACGUGCUGCAGGUGCUCAUCGCGACCAUUAACGAUCCACAGCCCGAUAAUCCCUACAACGUGGAGAUAGCCAGUCAAUUUGUGAAUGAUCCAAAGAAGUUCUAUCGCAUGGCCGAGGCCUGGGUCGAUCGCUACGGCGAACAUCGUCCCACGGAGCAGGAGCUGGCGCGCAUUGCCCGUCGCAAGAAGAAGGCGGCAAUGCGUUAAAUAAAUUGAUGCCUACUUUUUCUUUCCAGUGUACCCAUUCAAGGUCAUGCAGUAAAC